AUGUUUCCGCCGGAGCUCCAGCCGAGGGCCUUCCGUCCCCACAUAUCAUCCUCUUUGAGCGCCCCGUCUUUCCCCACUACCUCCUACAAUGGUGACCAAAACCCUAACCCUAGCCCUGGUUCCUCCUCCUCGUAUCAUGGCACCACCAACAGCCGCCGCAGCUCUUCCGUCAAGAAUUCUCGAUUCUCUCCGUCUUCUUUCUUCCACAACACUAGAAUCGCUAUUUCCUUGGUUCCCUGCGCAGUCUUCCUCCUAGACCUUGGUGGAACUCCGGUCGUUGCUACCCUCACCAUCGGCCUCAUGAUAGCCUACAUCCUUGAUUCCAUCAAUUUUAACUCCGGUUCGUUCUUUGCCGUCUGGUUCGCCCUCAUUUUCGCUCAGAUCGCCUUCUUCUUCAGCUCCUCCCUCAUCCUCACCUUCAAUUCCAUCCCCCUCGCUCUCCUUGCCGCUUUAACCUGUGGGUUGGCCAAUUUCCUAAUCGGUGUUUGGGUUUCCCUUCAGUUCAAGUGGAUUCAAAUUGAAUACCCUACCAUUGUGAUCGCACUGGAAAGGCUCUUAUUCGCCUCCGUUCCCCUCAUCGCCUUGACUCUUUUCACCUGGGCAGUAGUCUCCGCUGUUGGUAUGGUCAACGCCGCAUAUUAUGUCAUGGUUUUCAAUUGUGGUUUCUAUUGGCUUUAUUCAGUCCCUCGGGUAUCAUCCUUUAAGUCAAAGCAAGAUGUGAGUUACCAUGGGGGUGAAGUUCCAGACGACAGUCUAAUUCUAGGACAGCUUGAGAGUUGCGUGCACACUUUGAAUCUAUUGUUCUUCCCUCUGUCCUUUCACAUUGCGUCACAUUACUCUGUUAUAUUUUCAUCAGCUGCUUCAGUUUGCGAUCCGUUCCUUCUUUUUUUCAUUCCCUUUUUGUUUCAACUUUAUGCAUCGACUAGAGGGGCACUGUGGUGGGUCACCAAAAUUGAGCAACAGUUGCACAGCAUUCGAUUAGUCAAUGGUGCUAUUGCACUGGUUGUUGUCGUAAUUUGCUUGGAGGUCAGAGUUGUUUUCCAUUCCUUUGGGCGCUACGUUCAUGUUCCACCUCCACUAAGUUAUCUGCUCGUUACCAUUACUAUGCUUGGAGGGGCAGCGGCUGCUGGUUCUUAUGCACUUGGCAUGAUUUCUGAUGCUUUCAGUUCUCUAGCCUUCACUGCUGUGGCUGUCAUUGUCAGUGCUGCCGGAGCAAUUGUCGUGGGGUUUCCUAUUCUGUUCUUUCCACUCCCCGCGGUAGCUGGGUUUUAUUUGGCUCGCUUUUUCACCAAAAAGAGUCUAUCAUCGUACUUUGCAUUUGUUGUGCUAGGGAGCUUGAUGGUUACAUGGUUUGUGAUGCAUAAUUAUUGGGACCUUAAUAUUUGGAUGGCGGGAAUGUCAUUGAAAUCUUUCUGUAAGCUUAUAGUUGGCAGCGUUAUCCUAGCAAUGGCGGUUCCUGGUUUAGCUGUUCUUCCACCAAAAUUUCAUUUCUUGACAGAGGCGGGAUUAAUCGGGCAUGCGAUGUUGCUAUGCCACGUAGAAAAUCAGUUUUUCAAUUACUCAAAUGUGUACUACCAUGGUAUGGAUGAUGAUGCGAUGUAUCCCAGUUACAUGAUUGUCCUGACUACAUUAGUCGGUUUAGCUGUUGUCAGGAGACUUAUGGUGGAUAAUCGCAUUGGACAAAAGGCAGUGUGGAUAUUGUUGUGCCUGUAUUUCUCGAAGCUUUCUAUGCUGUUUAUGCCAUCAAAGGCUGUUUUGUGGGUUUCAGCUGUUCUCUUAUUAGCCAUCUCUCCUCCACUCCUCCUUUACAAGGACAAGUCAAGAACAGCCUCAAAGAUGAAGCCUUGGCAAGGUUAUGCUCAUGCUGCUGUCGUUGCUAUGUCUGUGUGGUUUUGUCGUGAGACAAUCUUUGAAGCUCUUCAAUGGUGGAAUGGUAGGCCUCCAUCAGAUGGUUUGCUUUUGGGCUCUUGCAUUCUUUUGAUGGGAUUGGCUUGUAUUCCUAUCGUUGCUCUCCACUUCUCCCAUGUCAUGUCUGCAAAGAGAUGUUUGGUACUGGUUCUGGCAACAGGAGUGCUGUUUAUCCUGAUGCAGCCACCGAUUCCGGUGUCAUGGUCAUAUCACUCAGACCUUAUCAGAUCUGCUCGUCAAUCUGCAGAUGACAUCUCCAUAUAUGGCUUCAUGGCAUCGAAGCCUACAUGGCCAUCUUGGUUACUUAUUUUUGUUAUCAUGCUCACUCUAGCUGCUGUUACCUCCAUAAUUCCCAUUAAAUACAUUGUUGAGCUGAGGACUUUUUACUCCAUUGCCAUGGGAGUUGCCCUUGGAAUUUACAUAUCUGCAGAAUACUUCCUCCAGGCAGCAAUACUGCAUGCCCUUAUUAUUGUCACCAUGGUCUGUACCUCUGUAUUUGUGGUCUUCACUCAUUUACCAUCUGCCUCAAGCACGAAGAUCCUGCCAUGGGUAUUUGCGCUUAUUGUGGCCCUCUUUCCUGUAACUUAUCUACUGGAGGGCCAGGUGAGAAUUAACAAAAGCAUUGUUGGAGAAAUUGGAAUUGGUGAUCUGGGGGAGGAAGACAGCAAAGUAGCAACACUUCUGGCUGUUGAGGGUGCAAGAACAUCUUUUCUUGGUUUAUAUGCUGCAAUCUUUAUGCUUAUAGCACUGGAGAUAAAGUUUGAGUUGGCUUCACUUAUGCGAGAAAAGGUUGUAGAAAGGGGUGGACUUAGACAGGGCCAAUCUAGUCAAAAUAGCUCGGCUAUUGUCCCUCCAAGAUUGAGGUUCAUGCAGCAACGCAGGGCCUCUAUGGCGCCAACCUUCACCAUUAAGAGAAUGGCUGCUGAAGGAGCCUGGAUGCCUGCAGUUGGCAAUUUGGCUACAGUGUUGUGCUUUGCAAUAUGCCUCAUCUUAAACGUCCAUCUCACAGGCGGCUCAAACCGCGCUAUAUUUUUCUUGGCUCCGAUCUUGCUGUUGCUUAACCAGGACUCAGAUUUCUUUGCUGGUUUUGGGGAUAAGCAAAGGUACUUCCCAGUUACAGUAGCUAUCUCUGUCUACUUGGUGAUGACGGCCAUAUACAGCAUGUGGGAAGAUGUAUGGCAUGGAAACGUAGGAUGGGGCUUUGAUAUAGGGGGACCUGAUUGGUUGUUUGUAGUAAAGAAUCUGGCCCUCCUUAUCCUCACAUUACCAAGCCAUAUUGUUUUCAAUCGAUUCGUGUGGAGCUACACUAAACAGACCGACUCGAUGCCAUUGCUUAUAAUACCCCUCAAUCUGCCAUCAGUCAUAAUAACAGAUAUCAUCAAGAUCAAGAUUUUGGGGCUGCUUGGAGUUAUAUAUUCAUUGGCGCAGUAUCUGAUUUCCAGACAGCAAUAUAUAUCUGGGUUGAAGUAUAUUUAG
Fraxinus pennsylvanica is the source of this 3384-nucleotide messenger RNA. NCBI's taxonomy places the organism in Eukaryota, Viridiplantae, Streptophyta, Magnoliopsida, Lamiales, Oleaceae. The record is from the annotation of a GenBank genome assembly.